AGAAAGACAGCUGAUGACAGCCCAGCCAACCGAAUUCAUAAGAGGCAGCAGCACGGAAGCGAGCCGCUCCUUGUUCCCCACUUUAAGUUGGGAAGCUGUUUUCCAGGGUGGACGUGCAGGAUUCGUCACCAUGGCGACGUCUAGCUCCAGCACCAGGCCUUACGAAAUUAUUGUCUUUGGCGCUUCAGGGUUCACUGGACAGUUCGUAGCAGAAGAAGUUGCUCGGACCUCAGCCGAAGGACCGAAGGGGACUCUGAAAUGGGCCGUCGCGGGGAGAUGCCGCCAGAAGCUGGAAAAAGUUCUGGAUCAGGUCGCGGAGACGCUUAGUAAGCCAGAGUUAAAGUCAGAAGUGGAUAUAAUAAUUGCAGAUGUUGGUGAGCCAGACUCCUUAGCUGCUAUGUGCAAACAGGGAGUCAUUGUUCUCAACUGUGUGGGACCAUACAGGUUUUAUGGUGAGCCUGUGGUUAAGGCCUGUGUUGAAAAUGGAGCCCACUGUAUUGACAUAUGCGGAGAACCUCAGUUCCUGGAAGGAAUGCAGCUGAAUUACAACAAGGAGGCAGCUGAGAAGGGGGUUUAUAUAAUUGGGAGCUGUGGUUUUGACUCCAUUCCUGCUGACAUGGGAGUACUCUACACUAGAGACCAAUUUAAAGGAACACUGACAGCCAUUGAAAGUUUCUUGACUGUGCACACUGGACCUGAGGGGGCUUGUGUUCAUGAUGGUACCUGGCAAUCUGCGGUCUAUGGCUUUGCUGAUAGUGCGAAGUUACGGUCUCUGAGAAGGAAGUUUGGUUACAAACCCCUUCCAGUUGUUGGGUCUAAAAUCAAAAAGAGGUAUAGGCAUGUUUUAUGGUUACUGCAUGACUUUCAAAGUUUUUGGUCAAAUGCAACAGAUCUGAAGCAAAUUCUUGUUCAGUAUGGUGCCUAUGCAGGAGUAGGUGGCAUUGGCUCUGUUGUCAAAUUAAUGUUCGCAGGCAUGCUUUUCUGGUUCUUGGCCAAGUUCAGUUUUGGAAGAAAUCUUCUGAUUAAGUUUCCUGAAUUUUUCUCCUUUGGAGUUUUCUCUAAGGAGGGGCCAACAAAAAAGCAGAUGGAGGGAUCUUCGUUUUGCUUUUCCUUCAUUGGUGAGGGAUACACUGAGGACCAAGAUCCUGAACAGGGCAAACCUAAUUCCAAGAUCCGGAUUCAAGUAAAAGGACCAGAGGCAGGGUAUGUUGCUACUCCUAUUGCAAUGGUGCAAGCAGCCAUAACACUGUUGAAUGAGCCCAAAUCCUUACCAAAAAAGGGUGGAGUGUACUCUCCUGGAGCUGCCUUUUCAAAGACCAAUCUGAUUGAACGACUGAACAAGCAUGGAAUUCAGUUUGUAGUUGUUGGCACAGCUGAGGCCUAAGGAUCCACAAUGCCAGCUUCCUUCAUUCUGUGGUGUCACAAUGUAGAACACACUGUGCAUUUACCCUUUCCCCAGUCUUCAAAAUUGCUUAUCCAUACUUGCAAAACAUAGAAGUUAAUAAACACACAAGUAGCAUUGACUAAUUGCCUGUCUUGCAUUCCAUAAUAAAAUGGAAAACUCCAUGGAAAACUGUUGCUAAAAAGAGCUUCAGUUUCAUGGUUAUUAAGUGUUGACUAUGUUGGAUAAAAAAAGCUGUUUAGUCUUCAGUCUGCUUGAAAGCUUAUUUGAAUAAUGAUGAAUUUCAAACAUCUGUGUAUAACUUGUAUUCCUGUUUGAAACAAUGCAGUAAAGUAUUUCAAAUUUGUA
Messenger RNA from Lepisosteus oculatus (spotted gar), 1750 nucleotides. NCBI's taxonomy places the organism in Eukaryota, Metazoa, Chordata, Actinopteri, Semionotiformes, Lepisosteidae. The record is from RefSeq and is a predicted model, not a curated record.